GUUCCCCCCCUCACCCUACCCAGGCUCUCUGCUUAGCCUGGCUCUUUCCUUCCCCUGCCUUGCUUUCCUUUGCCCCACCGUCCCCAGACCCCCCUCUGCAAUGCUGCCGCAUUGGCAGCUCCAAAUUCUGCCACACCUGAAAAUCUUUCUUCAUUUUUGUUAAAUCUUCAACAAGACCAACCUGAGGAUUAUACAAAUCAGACAACAAGAGUGGAAAUGGAAUAAUUCAAUUGACUUGGACACUUUUUACAGAUAAGUGGAUGCUGAUUGGAUUCCUACUGAAGCUGUGAUUGUCCAUUCACUUCUGCAUGAGGAGGCUUUGCCCCCAACUCAAAGGACUAUAACUGAAAUUGUCUGCAUAUCACCAUGGCUGAAGGAGCCUCCUCCGCAGCCGGUGGGUCCAAUGCAGCAGCUGCAGCACAGCCGAGCUCGCUCAAGUCCGCAGGUCUGGGGUUCCUCAGGAAGCUCAAAGUGUCUGCAGAGCUGCUGAUUGCCCUGGCUGCUCUCCUGUCAUGGCUUGUGGUGGGAGUGGUGAUGUUUGACUUUGUGGAGUACAAGGCCGUCCCCGACAUUCAGCAAAUUGUUACUGACCCCGUGCAAGCUGUAAACGACGCUGUUGAUGAAGUAUCCAGUCUGCUCAAUAAGUUUCAAGAAUGUGCACCUGAUUUAAGUGACCCCAUGUCCGUCGCCACCUACGCAGCAGAGGAAAUAUCGGAAGCAAAAGAUGGAGUUGUUCGAUAUUUUUCAGAUGAGGAAGGGAACUUCUACCUCAGCUAUGUGGACCCUGUGGUCAUUGGGAGACAAGCUUUCCAUUCAACGAAUGACUUCAUGGGUGGAGUUGUGGGCACCUUCAGGGACAGACUGUGUGCUAUAGUGGACACUGUAUUGGACACUAUAUCGGGUAUAAAUAAAGGAAAAGUUGACCUUAGCUACAUAGACCCUGUGGUCAUAGGCAGAAAUGUCUUCAGUGUUACAAAUGAGUACAUGUGUGGAGUGGGGCGCUACAUCCAGGGUGUGCUUUGUGCCAUUUUGGACACAUUUCUGGAUGUAGUGAAAGGAGCUGUGGAUAUGAGCUACAUGGACCCUGUGGUAGUUGGCAGAAGUGCCUUCAGUACCACUAAUGAGUAUGUCAGUGGAAUAGUGGGCUCCAUCCAGGACGUGCUCUGUGGCAUCAUAGACAGUAUACUGGAAAUAACCAAAGGAACCACUGACAUUAGCUUCAUUGACCCUGUGGUUGUUGGCAGAAAUGCCUUCAGUUCUAUUAACGACUUUGUGAGUGGGAUAGCAGGAUACAUCCAGAAUGUUUUCUGUACUAUCUUUGAUGUAAUACUGGACACAGUAAAAGAUAUCCAGAACGCUGUGGGAUUCAGCCCCAUGUCAGCUCUGAAGAGAACAGCAGAAAUUGCCACAGAGCAGAUUAACAUGCUCGUGAGCUACGUCUCCACAACGCUGACUGGUGACCAAGGGAUCUUACCUGAAGUGUCCAUUGACCCCAUGAAAGUUGUGGAAGACGCUGUGUUGGAGUUCACAGACAAGAAAGAUUUGUUCGUGGCCUACAUGUCCAGUAUGCUUGUUGGUGAACAAGGUGAACCUGUUGCCCCUCCAGUUGUAAAUGUUGUAACUGAAAAAGAUGAAACUGUAGCUCCCCCAGCUGAUAUACCUCUGGUACAAAGGAAAGGUGAAUUUCUGCCACCGUUUGAAAAAGUUCUCAAAGAGGCAAAGGAAAGACAUGCAAUAAAAGAAGUUAAAGAUGCCAUUAUUAAAGAACUAAAAGAAGAAAAAGUAAAGGAGGAGGCCAAACCCCUGGAGAAGAAACCGCCAAAACCCAAAGAAGAAGAGCCUAUAAAGAAGGAAGAGCCAAAGAAACCAACCAAAGAAGAGAAAGAAGUCAAGAUAACAUUCAAAGAGGAGGAAAAAGUCAAGAAACCUCUCAAAGAAAAGAAGGAAGUCAAGAAACCUGUCACAAAAGAGAAAGAAGUCAAGAAACUUGUCAAAAAAGAGAGAGAAGUCAAGAAACCUCUCAAAGAAGAGAAAGAAGUCAAGAAACCACCCAAAGAGGAGAAAGAAGUCAAAAAACCUAUGAAAGAAAAGAAGGAGAUCAAGAAACCUCUCAAAGAAGAGAAAGAAGUCAAGAAACCAAUUAAAGAGGAGAAAGAAGUCAAGAAACCACCCAAAGAAGAGAGGGAAGUCAAGAAACCUCUCAAAGAAGAGAAAGAAGUCAAAAAACCUGUAAAAGAAGUGAGGAAAGUCAAGAAACCUCUCAAGGAAGAGAAAGAAGUCAAGAAACCUCUCAAAGAAGAGAAAGAAGUCAAGAAACCACCCAAAGAGGAGAGAGACGUCAAAAAACCUCUCAAAGAAAAGAGGGAAGUCAAGAAACCUCUCAAAGAAAAGAGGGAAGUCAAGAAGCCUCUCAAAGAAGAGAGAGAAGUCAAGAAACCUCUCAAAGAAGAGAAAGAGGUCAAGGUGAUUUCCAAAGAAGAAAAAGAACCAAAGACAAUCUCCAAGAAAGAACCAACAAAACCCUCUAAAGAAGAGAAAGAAAUCAAGAAGACUCAAAAAGACAAAGAGCCUGUCAAGAAAAGGGAUACUACGACAGAUGCUGCACCCAAAAAGGCUGCAAGGAGGGUGAGAGUAGUCAAGAAGAAGGUUGCACCUGUCCUGAAGAGGGAACAUCUGAAUGUCACAAAAGCAGCUGAAGAGCCCAAGAAGGCAGUAAAGGUACUGAAAGCAAAAAAGCAUAUAGUUCCUGACCUGAAAAAGGAACACAUGAAUGUCACAAAAACAGCUGAGGUUCCCAAAAAGAGGAGGGCCGAGCCAGUGUCUCCCAAAAAAGCACCUGUUAUCAAAGCAAAACCUAAAGCUGCUGUAAAGAAGAAAGCGGAGGCACUCAAGGAGAAGAAGGCCGAGCCAGUGACUCCCAUAAAAGCACCUGUUAUCAAAGCAAAACCUAAAGCUGCUGUAAAGAAGAAAGAGGCUCCUGCAGUUCCUAAGGUGAAAGCCAAACCAGAACCUGCAAAGAAAGCAGUGGCAGCUCCCAAGGAGCCCAAGAAGGAACCAAAGGAAAAAGUCAAAGCUGAACCUUUAAAAGCAGACGCUGCACCCAAAAAGGCUGCAAGGAGGGUUAGAGUAGUCAAGAAGAAGGUUGUGUCUGCCCUGAAGAAGGAACAUCUUAAUGUGACAAAAGCAGAGGCUCCUGCAGUUCCUAAGGUGAAAGCCAAACCAGAACCUGCAAAGAAAGAAGCUGAGGUUCCUAAGGAGAAGAAGGCCGAGCCAGUGACUCCCAAAAAAGCACCUGUUAUCAAAGCAAAACCUAAAGCUGCUGUAAAGAAGAAAGAAGCUGAGGUUCUCAAGGAGAAGAAGGCCGAGCCAGUGACUCCCAAAAAAGCACCUGUUAUCAAAGCAAAACCUAAAGCUGCUGUAAAGAAGAAAGAGGCUCCUGCAGUUCCUGAGGUGAAAGCCAAACCAGAACCUGCAAAGAAAGCAGUGGCAGCUCCCAAGGAGCCCAAGAAGGAACCAAAGGAAAAAGUCAAAGCUGAACCUUUAAAAGCAGAUGCUGCACCCAAAAAGGCUGCAAGGAGGGUUAGAGUAGUCAAGAAGAAGGUUGUGUCUGUCCUGAAGAAGGAACAUCUUAAUGUUACAAAAGCAGAGGCUCCUGCAGUUCCUAAGGCGAAAGCCAAACCAGAACCUGCAAAGAAAGAGGCUCCUGCAGUUCCUACGGUGAAAGCCAAACCAGAACCCACAAAGAAAGAGGCUCCUGCAGUUCCUAAGGUGAAAGCCAAACCAGAACCUGCAAAGAAAGCAGUGGCAGCUCCCAAGGAGCCCAAGAAGGAGCCAAAGGAAAAAGUCAAAGCUGAACCUUUAAAAGCAGACGCUGCACCCAAAAAGGCUGCAAGGAGGGUUAGAGUAGUCAAGAAGAAGGUUGUGUCUGUGAUGAAGAAGGAACAUCUUAAUGUUACAAAAGCAGAGGCUCCUGCAGUUCCUACAGUGAAAGCCAAACCAGAACCUGCAAAGAAAGAGGCUCCUGCAGUUCCUACGGUGAAAGCCAAACCAGAACCUGCAAAGAAAGCAGUGGCAGCUCCCAAGGAGCCCAAGAAGGAACCAAAGGAAAAAGUCAAAGCUGACCCUUUAAAAGCAGAUGCUGCACCCAAAAAGGCUGCAAGGAGGGUUAGAGUAGUCAAGAAGAAGGUUGUGUCUGCCCUGAAGAAGGAACAUCUUAAUGUGACAAAAGCAGAGGUUCCUGCAGUUCCUGAGGUGAAAGCCAAACCAGAACCUGCAAAGAAAGCAGUGGCAGCUCCCAAGGAGCCCAAGAAGGAACCAAAGGAAAAGGUCAAAGCUGAACCUUUAAAAGCAGCUGAAGAACCCAAGAAGGCAGUUAAGGUGAAAGCUAUAAAAAAGCACAAGGAACAUGUAAAUGUUACUAAAGCAGAGCCUGUAACUCCAAAAGAAAAAGUCAAACCAGCACCAACAAUAAAAGAAGCUGAGGUUCUCAAGGAGAAGAAGGCCGAGCCAGUGACUCCCAAAAAAGCACCUGUUAUCAAAGCAAAACCUAAAGCUGCUGUAAAGAAGAAAGAAGCUGAGGUUCCUAAGGAGAAGAAGACCGAGCCAGUGACUCCCAAAAAAGCACCUAUUAUCAAAGCAAAACCUAAAGCUGCUGUAAAGAAGAAAGAAGCUGAGGUUCUGAAGGAGAAGAAGGCCGAGCCAGUGACUCCACCAAAAGCACCUGUUAUCAAAGCAAAACCUAAAGCUGCUGUAAAGAAGAAAGAGGCUCCUGCAGUUCCUAAGGUGAAAGCCAAACCAGAACCUGCAAAGAAAGCAGUGGCAGCUCCCAAGGAGCCCAAGAAGGAACCAAAGGAAAAAGUCAAAGCUGAACCUUUAAAAGCAGAUGCUGCACCCAAAAAGGCUGCAAGGAGGGUUAGAGUAGUCAAGAAGAAGGUUGUGUCUGUCCUGAAGAAGGAACAUCUUAAUGUUACAAAAGCAGAGGCUCCUGCAGUUCCUACAGUGAAAGCCAAACCAGAACCUGCAAAGAAAGAGGCUCCUGCAGUUCCUACGGUGAAAGCCAAACCAGAACCUGCAAAGAAAGAGGCUCCUGCAGUUCCUAAGGUGAAAGCCAAACCAGAACCUGCAAAGAAAGAGCCUGUAACUCCAAAAGAGAAAGUCAAACCUGCACCAACAAUAAAAGAAGCUGAGGUUCCUAAGGAGAAGAAGGCCGAGCCAGUGACUCCACCAAAAGAGGCUCCUGCAGUUCCCGAGGUGAAAGCCAAACCAGAACCUGCAAAGAAAGCAGUGGCAGCUCCCAAGGAGCCCAAGAAGGAACCAAAGGAAAAAGUCAAAGCUGAACCUGUAAAAGCAGCAGUGGCAGCUCCCAAGGAGCCCAAGAAGGAACCAAAGGAAAAAGUCAAAGCUGAACCUUUAAAAGCAGACGCUGCACCCAAAAAGGCUGCAAGGAGGGUUAGAGUAGUCAAGAAGAAGGUUGUGUCUGUCCUGAAGAAGGAACAUCUUAAUGUUACAAAAGCAGAGGCUCCUGCAGUUCCUAAGGUGAAAGCCAAACCAGAACCUGCAAAGAAAGAGGUUCCUGCAGUUCCUACGGUGAAAGCCAAACCAGAACCUGCAAAGAAAGAGGCUCCUGCAGUUCCUAAGGUGAAAGCCAAACCAGAAUCUGCAAAGAAAGCAGUGGCAGCUCCCAAGGAGCCCAAGAAGGAGCCAAAGGAAAAAGUCAAAGCUGAACCUUUAAAAGCAGAAGCGCCAAAGGAAAAGGCCAAAGCAGCUCCUGCUAAGAAAGAAAUUAUUGCUCCUAAAGAAAAGGCCAAACCUGCCGUCUUGAAAAAAGAACAAGAGGCCAGAAACGUCACUCUAGUGAAACACAGAUUCAAAAUAGUGCCCAUGAAAAAAGAAGUCAAGCCGCCAAAGGAGAAAGUCAAACCAGUCGCUGCAAAGAAAGCAGCCGAGAAGCCCAAACCAGCCAAAACAAAGAAAGAACCUGCUCCAGUCAAGACAAAACCAGCCCCGGUAGUCAAAGAGGCAGAAGUACCACCCAAAAAUAUCUCAGUAGCAAAGGAGAAGGUGAAGCUUGUGCCACUGAAGAAAGUGCCUGUAACUCCAAAAGAAAAAGUCAAACCAGCACCACCAAAAAAAGAAGCUGAGGUUCCUAAGGAGAAGAAGGCCGAGCCAGUGACUCCCAAAAAAGCACCUGUUAUCAAAGCAAAACCUAAAGCUGCUGUAAAGAAGAAAGAAGCUGAGGUUCCCAAAGAGAAGAAGGCCGAGCCAGUGAAAGCACCUGUUAUCAAAGCAAAACCUAAAGCUGCUGUAAAGAAGAAAGAAGCUGAGGUUCCUAAGGAGAAGAAGGCCGAGCCAGUGACUCCACCAAAAGCACCUGUUAUCAAAGCAAAACCUAAAGCUGCUGUAAAGAAGAAAGAACCUGAAGCCAAGCCAGUUCUUGCCAAAAAAGCGUUGCCGAGGAAAAAGGUCAAACCGGUCCAUGUAAAGAAAGAACUGGAGAUUCCUAAAGAAAAGGAAAAACUUGCUGCAGUGAAAAAAGCCAUUUCUAAGGAAAAGACCAAACCAGUCCGUGUGAAGAAAGAGCCUGAGGUCUUAAAAGAAAAGGUCAAACCCACUGCAGCAAAGAAAGAAAAACCAGUUGAGAAGAAGGCCGCGAAAGAAGAGAAAACUAAAGAGGACAGAGUUCUUAAAGAGAUACAGGAGACAGCAAAGAAAGAAAGACCUGCUGAGAAGAAAGUUGACAAGGAGGAGAAAGUCAAAGCAGAGCCGUCUGUAUCAGACAGCUUUCAAAUGGAAGAAGAGCUGCCCUACUUCCAGUGUUUCUUUGUGGACGAGGACGAGGCCCAGUUUCCUUUCUACGCCUUCUCACCACUGCAGAUUUGAAGCUUCAGUCUAAAUCCAGUCUGAGGUUUACAAUUUAGUCAAUUUCACUGAUAACGACAAGGUCGCAUCACAGCCCAGUGCUGCUGAAACACAGCCUACUGUUCACUGCUGGUCCUCAGGAGAAAACCCUGGACAGCAGAGGAUGAUGGGUGAUUUCAUGUGAUGGACCGAUUUGAUUUUGGUUGAGCUCUCGUUCCAAAUACAUGCAGCCAGUGUCAUUCCUUUCCAUUGUUUUUAUUUAUGUAUUUUUUUGUGUUUGGUUGUUUUGAAUGGUGGAUAUUGUGAGAGUGAUGGAACAGUGAAGUGUGUUACCUCUGUGGAUCACACAUUUAGAUCCUCACACUAACACAUGCAAAUAAAUAUGACAGUGAUUUUUCUUUUUUCUUCACGAAGGAACAUUUUGUAAACAGGGUACAAAAACAACCACAAAAGCAGAUUCAAGGCGGACGAGGGUUUAGUCCCCACAUUUACUUGAAAAGUGGUUUGUACAUUACAUAAACUGAAAUGAAUUUUUCUGCACCGUCGUCUGUGCAAUUUUAGCUUUUUCCUUUUUAUUAUUUUAUGCUCAAGUUAUCUUGUUUUUAAAGCCCUCGAAUCAACAAUUGGGCAUUUAUAGUUUGUGGAUAAUUCCAUAAUUCUUGAUAUUAUUUCAGUCAUUUCAAUGAAUUUUUUUUCUUGUUCUGUGUAUGUCUGUCAAAAGGAAUGACCACGUACUGUACACGAGAGCUCCCAAACAUACGGAUAAAACCUGUAAAGUCUUAAACUACCUACAUGUGUACCAGCUCUUCAUUUUGACACUGGUGCUAAAUUGUCAGAAUGAGUUUUGAGUAGCAGAUUGACUCAAUAAUUGGACAACAUGUUGGAGAAGUAUUUCUCCAGCUGCUCAGUCUGUUCCAAUUUGAUGCCACCUGAGUUAGCCGAUGAGAGGGCAGGUGUUUUUUUGCACUGUCAUCAAACAAGCUGGAACAUUAAGAGCAGGGCACAUGAGAUGGAUUUCUUUUUGUCAGUCAAAGAGGGAUGUGGAGAACAGCGAUUCCUUGAUAGACCAAAAACACACUGUCACUACCUUUGGUCAGUGUGCACAGCUCAGAAACAUGUUUUAUUUUAGCACAUUUUAUUGUGAACGGGUCAUCACGCGAAAAUCGUUCCAAGUUAAAAGUCUAUUUUAUGUUUUUAACACGUCUAACAUCUCACAUUUUACAUCCCAUUAACUGUGCUAAAACAAACAGGAGUCAUGUUAUAGUAUGAACAUCCUGUGCAUGUGGUGUGCAGUAUGGGUGAUGAUUUCAGAUUGAUUUCAACUCACGUGUUUGAAAUCUCUGAAGAAUGACAGACGAUGAGGACAAGAGAGCUGCAAGAAUCAGCUCGUCUGCAGGUUUAUUUAACAGCCUGAGUGUGGUUGUUAAUGUGGUUAUGUUGCAGUUAAGUGUAACAUUGAAAUGAACUUUCAUAAUCUCUGCACCGUGCGCAGAUGGCGUCACGUUUAGGCAGAUGAUCUCAGAUGUAAACUGGUGCAUUAUUUCUCAGCGUGUACCAGCUGUUGUUUACAUAUGGCUCUUUACAUUGCGCUCCAUAUGCUGCUUAGAGGACAGUUAUUACAGCUUGUGGCACUAAUCCUGAGUUUAAUCUAAAGUAAAUCCACUUAUCUUUUUUUUAUUAGAAUAAUAGAGACACUCUAUCAGUCCAUAGAUGAUGCAUCAGACCCAAAACUGCUCAGGCUCUGGUAGCUGUACUGUGACAGCUGCAGUUUUAUGGUGACGCUCCACUAUCCCUGAUGUUUUGUUCCCAUUGUCUUUUUGGACUUUAGUAAAGAAGACAUUUUGAUUCAUGGUGACAAAAGAUGAGAAUUUGCUUCAGUCGAAUUUACAGAAUCACAUCUAGAGACUCACUUGAACCACGUAAAGGUGCAAUACGUACAUUUUUAAAUAUCUCAGUGAUCACAGCACUGUAUGUUUGUCUCAUAGUCCUUGAAUGAAAUGUGCAUGAUGUGUGUUUUUGUUUUAAGCUCACAAAUGUUUUUUAAUAUUUUUUUUCCCAACUUUGAGAAUGGCAACACUCAAUACUUGAACUUACGAACCAUUUGAUACCAAUAACAGACACUUGUCUCCAAGUGUUGUCUCUAACAAGUACCUAACGAGUCAUACUAAUCAAUAAUCUCAUUGUAAAUAGUUAAAUAAAUAGAAGUUUUAUCCCCCUCUCAUUACUACUGAAACUGCUCUUUCAUAGCAGUUAAAACCACAUUAUGUAUUAUUUGUCACUUACAUCUUCCUCAUGCUUGUGAAUAGUAGCAAUUUGACAUUAAAACACAGCAAUGCAAGA
Epinephelus fuscoguttatus (brown-marbled grouper) is the source of this 9198-nucleotide messenger RNA. RefSeq names its product titin. The transcript is spliced from 92 exons. Lineage: Eukaryota; Metazoa; Chordata; Actinopteri; Perciformes; Serranidae. The record is from RefSeq and is a predicted model, not a curated record. Bases 367 to 6879 code for a protein of 2170 amino acids. Gene Ontology annotation, cellular component: membrane; sarcoplasmic reticulum. Gene Ontology annotation, molecular function: signaling receptor binding.